AUCGUCAGCUGCGAUUUCUUCUAAUCAUCAUCAAAAUCUUCACAGCGUGUUUGUAUAUGGAAGUUUGUUAGCAGAUGAUGUUGUGAAAGCGUUAUUGAAUCGUGUCCCUCAGAAUUCUCCUGCAAUCCUUGACAAUUUGUAAAGUCUUCUUUUUCGCUCUCCCUCAAAUUUCACCUGUUUGAAUUUUUUUUACUUUACUGAUUCUUAAUUCUUUCAAUUUGUAGGCUUAAAAUUUUCUUAGAGUAUUUUCUAUCUGAAAAUCAGCCUUUUAAUUUCGGACUUAGACAUACAAUCUUUUGUACAGAAAAUCCUAGACUCAAAUUUAAGAAAAUUUCAUUGAUGUUCAACAAAUUUUGAUGAAUUAUGAAGAUGGCAACCAUCAUUCGAUGAAAGAUUUUCGCACAGGGAUUGAGAUUACCUUAUGAUUGUUCAUAGGGUUGCGUUGACCCAUUUAAGGUUUCAUUUUUCUUUUGUUUGGUUUGGGAUUAUUGGGUGUCUAAAUCUUCUUAGAAUACCGGCUAAACCCUGAGUAUUGCGUUCUUUUGUUGAUCAUGGCAAAGAGUAUAUUACUGGUAGUGGACUUAAGAGUGGUCAUGGCAACGCAACCUGAGAAUAUUACUGGUAGUGGACUUAAGAGGGAGGUUAGUAUAUGACCUUGAAGGUGCAGAGAGACGAGUUUCUCUCAUGUAAGUUUCCAAGAUAAGCGAAUAAUUGUUGGAACUUGGAAGUUUGGCUUGAUAGUGGAGAUGUUCAAAGUAAGUAAAAGAUUUAGCAUUGAAGGACGUAUUUAUCCUGCAAUUCUGCCAGUAGAGAACGCACAAGUCAAUGGGAGGGUUCUCUUGGGUAUCACUGAUUCUGAAUUAGAUCUUCUGGAUAAAGUUGAGGACGUAGAAUAUGAGAGGAGCACUGUUAAUGUUUCUCUGAUAGAUACUUUGAAGAGGAUGCAAGUCUACACUUAUGUUUGGGUUGAUAAAAAUGAUCCACGCUUAGACGGAGAAUGGAAUUUUGAGGAUUGGAAGCGGUUACACAUGAAUGAUCUUCUUAAGAUUACGACUGCUUACAUGGAAGAGAUAGAAGGCACGGGCUCAAAAUCAAGGAUGGCUAUUUCUGAGUCUUUCUUUCAGCAGAAAGCCGAAGAGUAGAAACGUUCACUACUUCUGAUGUCAUUUAUACGCUCCUUAAUCUUUUGUAAAUACAUAGGACAAUCUUUUCUUGAAUAAUAUGCUUGCUUGUCGGCCCUUGCUUUGAUCCAUGUGCAAAAAGACUAUUCGUGCAUUUUGUGUACCAAACAGUGUGUAGGAGGAAGUCGGGAGGUGUUACUUAUAGACAUGAAAGAACCCACACAUGAAUCCAGUUUCAAUCUGUCAUACAUAUAGGAAGGUGCAGUGCGUACCCACACAAUUAUUCGCAGUGGGAAUCAUCUUCGUAGAUCUCCUCUCUUUAGUUGGGUAGAGCCAACUUAAUUUGCUGAAAUGUAAGUCACUGGGUUGGGUUCUCCUUCAAUGAAAGCAAACCUAGCUGAAGCUGGAGCCUUCAAUUUGAUGUCAAUUAUCAUACAUCUGGUUCUCCUGGGAAUAGAAGUCUGAUACCCAUUGCCACUUCAGAGGUAGAGUAAUUUUUUUUUUUUUUUUUUUGGUUGAAUGUAUGCUAUGCCAUAUUUUGGAAUGUUAGGAAAAAACAUGAUGAAUGA
This is a messenger RNA of Papaver somniferum (opium poppy), 1690 nucleotides long. RefSeq names its product AIG2-like protein D. Lineage: Eukaryota; Viridiplantae; Streptophyta; Magnoliopsida; Ranunculales; Papaveraceae. The record is from RefSeq and is a predicted model, not a curated record. The transcript has 5 exons. Bases 747 to 1142 code for a protein of 131 amino acids.